Molecule: messenger RNA, 309 nt
Organism: Durotheca rogersii
Lineage: Eukaryota; Fungi; Ascomycota; Sordariomycetes; Xylariales; Xylariaceae
Exons: 3
Coding region: 1-309 (102 amino acids)
Source: RefSeq, a predicted model, not a curated record
AUGAGAAGCCUCGUCUGCCACACCUUUCAUAUCCUUUUCCUCCUCUUCAUCUUCAGCGUCGCUUCUAACGCACUUUGGGAGGCGAAGUCCGGCGAUGGUGGCGACAGCGGCAACUGCGAGGCGCUUGCCGCGCAGGCCUUACUCCAGAAGGAGAACCAUGCCGCCGGUCUCAAGGCCGCGACAAGUCGAGGGGGCCACUCGCAGACGUUGAACGACUUCAAGUUCUUCCUCAUGUUUGGCAGCUUUUACAACAUAAUAAGCAGACAGACAGCAUCACGCCCCUCAUCCAACGAGAAGAAUGGCCGGUGA